This is a messenger RNA of Triplophysa rosa, 3588 nucleotides long. RefSeq names its product granulin a (gene grna). Lineage: Eukaryota; Metazoa; Chordata; Actinopteri; Cypriniformes; Nemacheilidae. The transcript is spliced from 19 exons. Bases 367 to 2970 code for a protein of 867 amino acids. The record is from RefSeq and is a predicted model, not a curated record. Gene Ontology annotation, cellular component: extracellular region.
UUUAAACUGAGGGAACGAAUUACAAAACUGUGGCCACGGAUUAGCGGGUCUUGUUUUUUUUCUCCGAUCGAGGGGUGAUCAGACGGGCUCCGUAGUAUAUUAACGUGCUUGGGCACAGUAUUUUUACGCGCAUCCAAAUCCUGCACCAGAUGACACGCCUCUUCUCUAGGCUACUUAACCGCAAUCUUCAUUUGACUGAUACAUUGUGUAAUAGGUGGAGUUUAACGAGCUUUGCAUUUAAGUUCAUUUUAUGAAUUUACACCCCUUUGAACGCUAAGAGGAGACUACGAUAACCUGGAAUCCGUUUUUAAACGGACUGACCAUUCACCUUCAGCUGUUCCAGGUCCCCGUUGAUCACAUUUUAACAUGUUCAAACUUUCGGUAGGCUUCGCAUUGGUGACCCUGGUUGCUUGCUUGCAGUGCCCCAGCGAUGAUGUCUGUGAGGCAGGCCAGACAUGCUGCCAGGCUCCCAAUGGAGAUGUCAGCUGCUGCCCCUAUUAUCAUGGAGAGUGUUGUGAAGACCACCUUCAUUGUUGUCCUGAGGGUAUGAUGUGCCAAGUUAUGGAGUCUGUGUGCCAGAAUGCAACACAUUCACUUCCAUGGGUGGAGAGGAUGCAUGUUGAACAGACAAGCCUUCCCAAAUCGUUCAGAAUGAUUCCCUCAUUACCUGCAAGUGAAAGUGAAAUCACUUGUCUGGACGGUUCCUACUGCCCCGCCGAGUUCUCUUGUCUGCUCAUGUCCACAUCAUACGGCUGCUGUCCAGUCGCGCAGGGCAUCGUGUGUUCAGAUGGAAAACACUGCUGUCCAAAAGGCCAUGAAUGCAGUGCAGACAGCAGUUCCUGUGUCAAACACAAAGCAGAUGAGACUGUUCUUUGUGGAGAUGGAAAUUCAGAAUGUCCAGUGGACACCACCUGUUGUGAGAAAGAAGUGGAUGGACAAUGGGCAUGCUGCCCUAUGCCAAAGGCUGUAUGCUGUGACGAUAAAGUUCACUGUUGUCCAGAGGACAGUAUCUGUGAUGUCCAAAGCUCCAAAUGCUUGUCCUCUACCAAUCAGGACCUGCCAAUGUGGGCAAAGUUCCCUGCUCGCCUUAGGGCUGAAUGGGAAGACCACAGGCCAGCUGAAGUUGUUACUCCAGAAAUGAGCACUGAAGCUGAACCCACGACAAAUCAAAUCACUACUGCUCUCAGCCAAGAAGAAUUCUUAGAGAACUUUAACGUUCCCUGUAAUGACACUGCGGCCUGUCCUGAUAAUUCCACAUGCUGUAAGACUAAAGAUGGAGGAUGGGCCUGCUGUCCUCUGCCAGAGGCUGCGUGUUGUGAUGAUUUCGUCCACUGCUGUCCUCACGGUCAGACGUGUGAUGUGGGUGCCGAGACAUGCGAGGGUCCAUCAGGUUCUCUGUCUUGGUUCGAGAAGUUCCCUGUGCAACCAAUCAGCACUCAGAAUUCAGCUGACAUGCAAAACUUUAAUGUUCCCUGUAAUGACACUGUGGCCUGUCCUGAUAAUUCCACAUGCUGUAAGACUAAAGAUGAAGGAUGGGCCUGCUGUCCUCUGCCAGAGGCUGUUUGUUGUGAUGAUUUCAUCCACUGCUGUCCUCACGGUCAGACGUGUGAUGUGGCUGCCGGGAAGUGUGAGGGCCUGUCAGGUUCUGUGCCUUGGUUUGAGAAGUUUCCUGUGCAACCAAUCAGUACUCAGAAUGUGGCUGACACGAAAAACUUUAAUGUUCCCUGUAAUGACACUGCGGCCUGUCCUGAUAAUUCCACAUGCUGUAAGACUAAAGAUGAAGGAUGGGCCUGCUGUCCUCUGCCAGAGGCUGUGUGUUGUGAUGAUUUCGUCCACUGCUGUCCUCACGGUCAGACGUGUGAUGUGGCUGCUGCGACAUGUGAGGGCCCAUCAGGUUAUAUUUCUUGGUUUGAGAAGUUCCCAGUGCAGCCAAUCAGCACUCAAAAUUUGACACAAGAUGUGAGCUGUGACUCAAGUCACAUUUGUCCUGAAUCCAACACUUGCUGUAAGAACAUUGAUGGAGAUUGGAACUGCUGUCCUAUGCCUGAGGCUGUAUGUUGUGUGGAUCAUUUCCAUUGCUGCCCAAAAGGCACCACUUGCAACCUCAUAACACUCAACUGUGAUAGUGGCAGCACUUCAGUGCCAAUGACCCUCAUUAUUCCAGCCUUGGUUCAAAAGUAUCACAGACAGACACAGCAAGGGGAAGUAAAGGAGGAUAUGGGAGAAGUGACUAAGUACAAUAGCAGGAUUCCGUGUGAUGAACAUACCUCCUGCCCAGAUCAUACAACUUGCUGUUUUAUUACGAAAACAAACAAAUGGGGCUGCUGCCCACUUCCUAAUGCUGUAUGCUGCAGUGAUGGAGAACACUGUUGUCCGACUGGCUAUAAGUGUGAUGUGAGCACAGUGUCCUGCAUCCAGAAUGACGUGGUGAUUCCAUGGUACAAUAAAAUCACUGCCCAAAGCACUCCAGCUCCAAGUGCAGGCUCUGUUUCAUGCGAUGAAAAGUUUAGUUGUUCAACGGGAUCUACCUGUUGCCGUCUGUUCACAGGAGAAUGGGGCUGCUGCCCUAUUCCUGAGGCUGUUUGCUGCGCAGAUCAUGAGCACUGCUGUCCCAAAGGUUACACAUGUGAUUUGGGUGGGAGCUCCUGCGUAAAGAACCUCUGGGUGCAGGUGGACAGAGUCCCACUAACCCAGAUUGGAGACAAAAAGACACAACAAAUUAACUCAGUGAAGGACAUUCAGUGUGGAGGUGGAUAUAGUUGCCUUGAGGGUGAGACCUGUUGUCCGACCUCUGAGACCAGCUGGGGAUGUUGUCCAUCUGCAAAGGCGGCGUGCUGUGAUGAUAUGAAACACUGCUGUCCUGCCGGAUACAAAUGCGGCGAUGAUGGAACUUGUAUUAAAGCUUCAGGCCUCAAAUGGAGCAGCUGGAGUGUGUUUUUCCAGAAAAAGAAAUUCGAUAUGUCUGUAUGAAAACACAUGCUCUUGUCUCAUUGUCCUUAUAGUGUGGGAUUGUUUUCAAUUUUACAAUUAUCAAAGUGCUAAUCAGAGCUAAUCAAAAUAUGAGUUUAUUGCAAAGGGUGAAGCAGUUCAGUUUAUUUGCACUCGAAAUUGAAUUUAGUAAUUAAUAGUGUCAUUAUUGUGAAGUGUGUACAUUGUGAUCAGAAUUUUACACAUUCUCCAGUAUUUUGAAAUAGCUGAAUAAAAGUGAAAUAGGGAAUUUGGUGUAAAGACGUUUAGAUAAGCAACGUAUGCCCUCUAGUGGCUGCAUUGACUUUUAUGUCAGUAAAAAAGCAGGUACACAAAUGUUACGUACUGUAGAUUACAUUUGGAUUUAUGCUGCCUUCGCGUGCUCUCGGAAAUUCGAUAAUUCCCACUUCAACCCGGAAAUAAUUUAUGGAACGGUGCUCUUUUAAUGAAAAGCAACAAACCUUUUACAACUGAUUUCUGUAAAUUCUCCUUUUUUGAUCUAACGUUAGAGCUUUUAUCCAUUACAAUGUUUGAGCUGUGUAACACAGAUCACUAAGAAAACAUUUCCUCAGUAGGGAUGUAAAGACGUUGUGAAAGAUAAAUAAAGGACAAUUGCCUGUC